AUGAAGUCAUUCACUGCCCUCACCCUCGGCCUCGUGGCCGCUCCCAUGCUCGCCUCCGGCGCCCGCAUCAACGAGCAGGUCACCGUGACCCAGACCGUCACCGCCCCCCCCGCCGCCGGCACCCCUCCCCCCCCGGCCGCCGCCGCCACCCACACCGUCAUCGUCGGCGGUGACGACCUCGUCUACAUCCCCGACCAGCUCAACGACGUCCCCGUCGGCGACAUGGUCAUCUUCCAGUUCAUGCAGCAGAACCACACCGUCACCCAGUCCAGCUUCGCCACCCCCUGCGAUCCCCUGGACGGCGGCUUGGACACCGGCUUCCAGCCCAACGCCGACAAUGCCGUCUCUCCUCCUCCCCAGGUUGCUAUGCAGGUCACCACCACCGAGCCUCUCUGGUUCUACUGCAAGCAGAUGGGUCACUGCGGAAAGGGCAUGGUCUUCUCCAUCAACCCUACCGCCGAGAAGUCUCAGGCCAAGUUCAAGGAGCUCGCCAUCCAGCAGGAGGGCGACGCUGCCCAGUCCACCCCCACCCCCACCCCGGCCCCCCCUCCUGCCAACAACGGUACCACCCUCGUCGGCGGCGGCACCGGCGCCACUCCCGGACAGGGCCUCAUCGGCUCGGACGGGAGCUGCCACUGUGUGGUCAGCUGCAGCGCCGGCGGCUUCCCCGCCAGCUCUGUUCAGGGUCUCGGCUCUAUCGGCGGCAUGGCCGGCUCUCUUCCCAUGGGUGACGCCAGGGUUUAA
Messenger RNA from Geosmithia morbida, 744 nucleotides. RefSeq lists its product as uncharacterized. The record is from RefSeq and is a predicted model, not a curated record. Lineage: Eukaryota; Fungi; Ascomycota; Sordariomycetes; Hypocreales; Bionectriaceae. Bases 1 to 744 code for a protein of 247 amino acids. The transcript has 3 exons.